GCUCCCCCCGGCUGCAAGUGGUGCACCAACUGUCCGGAGGGCGCGUGCAUCGGCGCGGGCGGCAGCUGCCGCCGGGAGAACGAUUGUCGCAUCAACCAACGGGAAAUCUUCGCUCCCCAAAACUGCUCCGAGGCCGCCUGCGGAGCGCCCGACUGCCCGCGCUGCGCCGCCGCAGGACGCUGCAUGUGGACACGGCAGUUCAAGAGGACAGGUGAGACCCGUCGCAUCCUGAGCGUGCAGCCCAGCUACGACUGGACGUGUUUCAGCCACUCCCUUCUUUUUUGGGGAUUUUUGGGGGGAUUUUCCGGGGAUUUGGGAGCGCCCGACUGCCCGCGCUGCGCCGCCGCAGGACGCUGCAUGUGGACACGGCAGUUCAAGAGGACAGGUGAGACCCGUCGCAUCCUGAGCGUGCAGCCCAGCUACGACUGGACGUGUUUCAGCCACUCCCUGCUCAACGUGUCCCCGAUGCCGGUGGAGUCGGCGCCACCCCUGCCCUGUCCCCGGCCCUGUCACCUGCAGCUCACCUGUCACACCUGCCUGAGCUCGGCCGGCGCCGACGGCGGCUGGCAGCACUGCCUGUGGAGCGUGGGGCUCAAACAGUGCCUCAGCCCCAGCUUCGCCCCCCUCCUCUGCCUCACGGGGGGCUGCGGCCUCCUCCUCCGCGGUGGGGGAGGGGCGGCAUCGGGGCUCCCCG
Molecule: messenger RNA, 694 nt
Organism: Cyanistes caeruleus (blue tit)
Lineage: Eukaryota; Metazoa; Chordata; Aves; Passeriformes; Paridae
Source: RefSeq, a predicted model, not a curated record